AUGACAACUGCACAGAUUAAUGAUUAUGCUGGCUAGAUGCAGGCAAACUAACUAGAUUUCGCCCAUCUUGGCUAAAAGAUGUUGCUUUAGGAUUUCAGGCAUGAGCCGCCUUUCCAAGGGAUCAGCUUUCUAGGACGAACCACCUUCCGUAGAGUACUCUGAUUUUCCUGAUGAGGAAAGAUCAUGUGGUAGGCAAAGCCUGUCUUGCCCAUCUAGCAGAGACAGGAAAAUCUUCGGGAGAAGCAAAUCUUCCCUGUUCGACAAGGUAUCCCCAAACCUGAAGGUCCACUUCAAAAAGGAUAGAUGCCCUGUUAAAGCUUCUUCAUGAUGGAUCCGACCUGCUCCAUGGGGAGUGCGCCUCGAAGUCUAAUUCUUUUUUAUUUCUUUCAACUGCACAAGGAAUUCCUGAUUUUGCUUUCCAUCUUCUAAUCAACGAGGUCAUUAAGCAAACAAUUAUAAAAACCUCCCAACAAUCCUUAAUAGACGCGCUUAAAGAACUAACGAGAGAGCAAAUACUUGAAAAGAAAAAAGAACUUAAAAAACUUGGACUUCUGAUAGGUGAACGUGUAAUUGGCUAUAGUAAUUUUAUUUGAAUUUCCCAUUCUCUAUUUUAGCUAUUUUUUUAAAUAAAUAAAACAAUAAAACAGGAUAUAUUGUAAAAGAACACAUAUGACUAAAAGAGCCAAACGCAGUGCUUCGCUUUGUCUGCAAAGAGUUUUGGCUUUGUUUGUUUGGGAAAUAUAUAGAUAGAUUGCAAUCAAAUAAUAGAGGAGUUUAUAUCAUGUAUGACUAUAAAUUCAGAUGGCUGCAGUCAUUGUCUUUAGAUACAACAGAUUCGGUGGAUAAAGAAGCCAUUGAGAAAUUUUAUAAUUUUAUGCUCAGCUGGGUUUGUGGAGUAAUUAAAGGAGGGCUGAAAGGAUUAGGAGUUUCUGCGCGAUCUGAAGCGAAAGUAGAAGAAGAAGGAUGCAAAUUUACAGUGACUCUAAAAAAUAUGAUUUUUUAA
Messenger RNA from Blepharisma stoltei, 1003 nucleotides. NCBI's taxonomy places the organism in Eukaryota, Ciliophora, Heterotrichea, Heterotrichida, Blepharismidae. The record is from the annotation of a GenBank genome assembly.